UAAGGACCUCUCAUGGUUAUGAAUUGUGAGCAACUCAUAUUGCAGGCAAGUUGAGUCUAGUUUACAUUGGAGUGCUCAGAUUUAGGUGUUUUAAAUGGAAAAUACGUCUAUUUGCAUAGAGACGCUAAUCAAUAAUAUUGCAUUGUAUUUAACUGGUAAUGAUUGUACAAAUAGUUCAGUCAUUAAAGUAAGCAACGACAGUUUGUCAACAAAUGGUGAAUUGUAUUUUUUACCUAGCCUAAAAGUAUGGAGGAAUGUGUUCCAAGGUAAAGAUGCAUGCGAUGGAAAGUGCACAACGGUUCUGCAACAUUUCUUGCAUAUGCACAAUAAGCGAAUAGAUGAUAAAACUGAUGUGGACAUUGCAAACGAGGUUUUAUCCCUAUUAAUAUCAUCGAGCGAAAGCUGGACGAUACAAAUUGAAAAAUAUUUUUUGCAGAAAGAAAGGAUCUGUUUGUUUUUGCAACGUGUUCCUAUUCUACAAUACUCUAUUAGGACAGUCAUUGAACGAAAACAUGACUACGGAAGAAGAUCGCCGGUUAAUAAAAUCUGUAGUUUAAGGACUCAGCAGGAUAAAGAAUCUGAACUAACAACGGCAAGGUUAAAUUUGAUACAAAUUGUUACCAAGAACAUCUUAGAUCUCCAUGGCUGCAAAAUAUCUAAAGAGGAUGCUGACCUUAAAGUUGUAUUUACCAGUAAGUCGCAAGGAAAAAUGGAGGACAGUUCUAAGAGGUGUGUAUGCGGCAUAGUCAAGAAUUCAAAAUCGAAUGGUAAAGAGACGCUGUUAACAUACGAGGAAUAUAUAGAAAAUAAGAUAAACGAAUUGAAAGUAUUAAAUGAUCAGAGGAAUUCUGAAAUGUAUGAGAAAGAUAUAGGAGCAGACGAACAGUUCCUUGAGAAUCUUGCUAAAGCAACAACCACAUUUGAAUUAUUGUCUGUAAAACCAAGCCGUGCUGUUUUUAUCGGAUACAAGGCUGCAGCUGACAGAACCACUACAAAUACAAAAGGUGCACCCUUUGUGUUAUAUAAUGCUACAAGAAUUGCUGCUAUUAUUGAAAAAUAUAAUAACAAAAGAUUGGCAGGAGAAUAUCCUGAUUUGCCAGACAUCAGUGAUGUAAACUUUUCUUUGCUGGACCAAGAAGAAGAAUGGGAACUUGUGUACAACUUUAUUAUCGGAUACCAAGAAAUCAUAAAGGAUUGCAUAAAAUAUGAACCUGUGUUCCAAACCAAUCCUCAAAUUCUAUGUAUAUUUUUAUCUAGAAUGUGUCAUAAAUUUAGUGUAUAUUAUCGCAGAAUUAGAAUUUUGACUGAAGCAUAUGAUCAUUUGAUUCCAACAAUGACCGCAAGAUUAUUCAUGCUGUAUGCAUUGCAAAUUGUAAUCCAAAAUGCUCUUACAUUAAUGGAUAUAGUUCCUGUGUCACGAAUGUAAUAGAAUAAUUAAAAAUAAUUAACUUUAAAUGUCAAAUAGAUAUAAUAUCAACAUCAAAACAUUAUACAAGCUGUUUUUAUGUAUAUUUUUCUCAAAAAAUAAAUAAAAAUCGCAAGAAAUAGAACAUAAA
Messenger RNA from Megalopta genalis, 1556 nucleotides. RefSeq names its product DALR anticodon-binding domain-containing protein 3. Gene Ontology annotation, molecular function: tRNA binding; ATP binding; arginine-tRNA ligase activity. The record is from RefSeq and is a predicted model, not a curated record. NCBI's taxonomy places the organism in Eukaryota, Metazoa, Arthropoda, Insecta, Hymenoptera, Halictidae. Gene Ontology annotation, biological process: arginyl-tRNA aminoacylation; tRNA C3-cytosine methylation.